AUGACUACACACACCUGGCAAAUGUUGGGUAUCUACAUGGUCUUAGCUGCAAACCUCUCCAAACAGCAAGCACUGAAGCAGGCUUGUCCUUCAUGCUAUGCCAGUCAGCUUUGCAACUGCUCCUCCAUGGGCUUGGACUUCAUUCUCCCUGAGCUCACGGCCAAAAUCACAGUGUUAAACCUGGCCCAUAACAGGAUAAGGCGCAUCCAAUCCCAGGACUUGCAGCAGGCUGUGAACCUGAGAGCCCUGCUGCUGCAGUCCAACAAAAUCAGCUCCAUAGACGAGGACUCAUUUAAGUCCCUGGCAAAACUGGAACUCUUGGACUUAUCAAAUAACAGCUUGGCUCAGUUGUCCCCUCUGUGGUUUGAGCACCUUUUUUCACUCCAGCACCUCUAUCUUCAAGGCAAUUCCUACAGAGACCUGGGGAAGAGCUCCCCCUUUUCUAGCCUGAGGAACCUGAGCUCUCUCCACCUGGGCAACCCAUGGUUCUCUGUGAUAAGGCAAGGGAACUUUGAGGGCAUUGAGCUUCUGCACAAAUUGUGGAUUGAUGGUAGCAAUCUCAGUCAGUACGAGCAGGGAAGUUUGAAAUCAAUUAAGGAGAUAAAUCACAUGAUCAUAAACAUAAGAGAUAUUAAUGUAUUCUCAGAAAUUGUUAGGGACCUUCUGCACUCUGUCACUUGGCUGGAAGUGAGAAGAAUAGCAUUCAGUAUUGCUGCAGAAAUGCAAGUAUUGAGAGUCAUGUCUUCAUCUUUUGCAAAGAAAAUUUCUUUGAGACAGACCUUACUAACAGAUGCUACCGUGCCUGAGAUUGCCAGCAUUUUAGAAGACAUGCCAAAAUUAGUGGAGCUAGAGCUGGUAGACUGUAGACUAUUGGGAACUGGACAAUGGAAAAUGCAAAUUCAAGCAAAGCAAUCAAAGACACUCAGAGUUUUCACAAUAAAGAAAUUAUCUAUAGAAGAAUUUUACUUGUUUACAGAUCUUCAGGCUGUGGAAGGUCUACUAUCUCUUUUUAUGAGAGUGACAGUUCAAAACACCAAGGUUUUUUUGGUACCAUGCAGAAUUUCCCAAAACCUUCGGUUAUUAGAAUAUCUUGACCUUAGUGCAAAUUUGCUUGGAGACCUGAGUUUAGAACAUUCAGCCUGUCAGGGUGGUUGGCCGUCACUACAAACUCUAAAUUUAAGUCAGAAUUCACUGAGUGACUUAGAAAUGACAAGUAGAAGUUUGUCUCAUCUAGGAAACCUAAUUGUUUUAGACAUUAGCCAAAACAAUUUUGGUGAGAUUCCCAGUGUGUGUGAAUGGCCAGAAAGUCUGAAAUACUUAAACCUGUCCAGCACUCAGAUUCCUAAAGUAACCACCUGCAUUCCUCCAACACUGGAAGUUUUGGAUGUUAGUGCAAACAACCUGAAGGAGUUUGGACUGCAGCUCCCAUUUCUGAAAGAGCUGUACCUCGCAAGAAACCAGCUGAAGACCCUGCCAGGUGCCUCACCCAUUCCAAACUUAGUGGCCUUGUCUGUCCGAAGAAACAAGCUGAACAGUUUCUCCAAGGAGGCAUUUGAGUCCUUCAGGAGAUUGGAGCUUCUGGAUGCCAGUGACAACAACUUCAUCUGCUCCUGUGAGUUCCUCUCCUUCAUCCAUCAUGAGGCUGGGAUAGCCCAGGUGCUGGCGGGGUGGCCAGACAAGUACGUGUGUGACUCUCCACUGGCGGUGAGAGGGGCACAGGUUGGCACUGUGCACCUCUCCAUGAUGGAGUGCCACAGAUCCCUGGUGGUGUCAUUGAUCUGUGUCCUGGUGUUCCUGGUCAUCCUGCUGCUGGUGGCCAUUGGCUACAAGUAUCACAUGGUCUGGUACCUGCGGAUGACGUGGGCAUGGCUGCAAGCCAAGCGGAAGCCCAGGCGAGCUCCGCCAAAGGACGUCUGCUACGAUGCUUUUGUCUCCUACAGCGAGAACGACUCUGACUGGGUGGAGAACACUAUGGUGCGGGAGCUGGAGCAGGCCUGCCCUCCCUUCCGGCUCUGCCUGCACAAGCGGGACUUUGUGCCUGGGAAGUGGAUUGUGGACAACAUCAUCGAUUCCAUUGAGAAGAGCCACAAAACGCUCUUUGUGCUGUCCAAGCACUUUGUGCAGAGCGAGUGGUGCAAAUACGAACUGGACUUCUCGCAUUUCCGCCUCUUUGAUGAGAACAAUGAUGCAGCAAUUCUCAUCCUCCUGGAGCCCAUCCAGAGCAAUGUGAUUCCCAAGAGGUUCUGCAAGCUGCGGAAGAUCAUGAACACAAAGACCUACCUGGAGUGGCCUGCUGGUGAAGAGCAGCAGCAGAUGUUUUGGUUUAAUUUGAAAAUAGCUCUAAGGUCCUAG
This is a messenger RNA of Cinclus cinclus, 2352 nucleotides long. It is a transcript of the gene TLR2, whose product is annotated as toll like receptor 2. Lineage: Eukaryota; Metazoa; Chordata; Aves; Passeriformes; Cinclidae. Gene Ontology annotation, molecular function: transmembrane signaling receptor activity; triacyl lipopeptide binding; protein binding. Gene Ontology annotation, cellular component: membrane. The transcript has a single exon. Bases 1 to 2352 code for a protein of 783 amino acids. The record is from RefSeq and is a predicted model, not a curated record. Gene Ontology annotation, biological process: immune response; toll-like receptor signaling pathway; inflammatory response.